AUGGAGAAGUGGAUUGAGUUAGGCAAAGAGUUAGGUUUGAAGGAAAAAGAACUGUUAGACUUUGUAAAAGAUCAACAAGAAAUCGAAAGGCGUAAAGUAGACGACGAUCGACAAGAAAGACAGCGAGAGCGCGACAUUAAGAAACUAGAAUCGAAGGAGAGAGAACGACAACAACAGCGAGAACUCGAGGUGAAGGAGCGUGAAAGAGAAGCCCAAGCGAGAGAGAAAGAGGCGAUGCGAAGACACGAACUGGAAAUGAAGCAACUCGAAGUACAAGCUGUUAAUACAGACGGGGGCGUUAGUGAGCAUCACUCGGGAAUCGCCACAGCGAAGAUGCCGAAGUUACCACAGUUUAUCGACUGUCAGGAUGAUUUGGAUAGCUACCUACAAAGGUUCGAACGCUUUUGAAAUCAGAAGUCUAUUUUGGGGAGAUUUUAUAAAAAUUCUAAAGACAGUAAAUCUUAAUUUAAGAAUGGUUUAUUUCAUAUUUUAGAAUUACAAUUUUUGAAACAUUAUACUGUAUAUAUAUAGCCUGAUUACUGUUUUUCUCCACACUAGGCACUGGACCCUGAAAUCUGUUAAAUUUUCUAAAAUGGUUCUUGCUUUGGGAAGAUAAUAUGUAUUAUUUUGCAACAUUCUUGUAUUAUAUAUAGUACAUGUAUAAACUGUUUAUUUACUCACUUGGAUUACAAACCCUAACAUUCUAAUAUUAAUUCCACCAAGUGAAGUACAACCCGCACACCCGAUUACUUAUAUACAGGGUGUAUAAAAAAAAAGGUAAUCGAAAUUCAGCGCGCUAUUAUACGUGAAUCACUCGGCGUAUGAACAAUUGGUUUUCAUAUUCGAAAAGAUCAGGCUUUUAGCUAUUGAAUGACAUGCUUUUCAUACCAAGUGGAGAAAAUAUAAGCAUGUACGAGGCCGAUCAAAAAUGUUAGUCAAAAUCGCAUAUUUUCACCUCUGUGCCUAAUUAAAACAAUGCAUAACAAAAGAAAAAGCAAUUAAUCACGAACGUGUCGUAGCUUAGCUAAGAUUUAUUCCUACUUAAUAAUUAAUUAUGAAUAUGUGCGUAGUUUAAUGAAGUGAAAUUCAUCAACUUCAGUACCAAAGGGGGUUCAUUUUCAAUGGUUUUAGACCCAACUCUCAACAGUGAAAAUAUGCGAUUCUGACUAACAUUUUUUAUCGGAUUCGUAUUUGCUCAUUUUUUAUCCAUUUGGCAUGAAGAAGAUAUCAUUCAACAGCUAAAAGCAUGAUCUUUCCGAAUGUGAAAAAAUCUCGUUCAUACGCAGAGUAAUUCAGAUACAAUAGCGCGCUGAAGUUCGAUUACCUUUUUUUUUAUACACCCUGUAUUGAUGAACUUACGGUUACAGCUCAACAGCUGGCCUCUGUAGCUCAGUUGGUUAGAGCGCUGCACCGGAAUCGCAGGGCCGUAGGUUCAAUUCCUACCAGAGGACCUUGUGCUGCAUUUUUCGCAGUCGUUCCUGGUUAGGUCUUAAAAUGUAUAUAUACUCACUUGGAUUACAAACCCUAACAUUCUAAUAUUAAUUCCACCAAGUGAAGUGCAAGAAUCCAAAUCUUUGAAGUCCAUGUAUAAACUCCAGACAACCCACAGUAUAAGAAGUAAACCAAAGAAAGAAGUACACCAGUCGUCGACGUUAACUAUAUACCAGGAAGGACAUAAUAUUGUAGUUUUCUGAGAAAAACGUCAUGGUUUACAAUGACUGUUUUUUAUUUAUUUAUUUAUUGAAUUUCGCCAGAAAAAAUACAAGAAAGGUAACAAUAAGAUCUGGUGUGGAAACCACAGGAGCACAGCCAAUUACUGUGGCCCCUGGGAGAGACUACAGUAAUAGUGAAAUUACUAAUUUCAUCCAGCCACUUGGAAUAAAAAGUUAAAAACAACUCCUUGCCACAUUGCAUCACAGGCCGAUCGAACGCCAGGUGUGAGGGUUUUCCACACGAUAUAGUUGCUUAUAGUAAGAAACUCCGAAUAAUAAUUUUUACGUUUAUGUUUGAAGCUCUUGUUGAUAAUAUUUUAAGGUUGAGUUCCUCUAGUAAGAUGUGUGUUGCCGUUGGAAUGUAUAACAGUUUUACAUUCCCUACGCCGAAAAAGCAGGGCAUCAGUAUCACUGGUGGACUUUGUAAGACAACUUGGUACAAUCGGUUGAGGAAGAAUAGGGAGCAAGACGAUUAUCAGACAAUUUAUAGCUUUGUAAAAGAAAACAAGAUCAAGAAAUUCAUGAAAGUAGGAUAUCCACGAAUCGCGAAAUUCGAUUGCGCAUCCAAAUGACGCGUUCCGAGUCGGGCAAAGCCCGAAUUCAAAGAAAAACAUGCAGCUGUGACUGGAUGAUCUAAAAUAUGCGUAUUAAAGUAUUCAAAUGUCCAGUCAUGCAUUCGUGUUGUAUUGUAGUAAUAUGUAAUCAUGAAUGCAUGAGUGAACAUUUCAAUACUUAAAUACGCAUAUUUUAAAUCAUCCAGUCACAGCUACAUGUUUUUCUUUAACUGUGAUUUUUGCCCGAAUUUCGCGAUUCGUGUAUUGUAUUUGUAGCGAUGUACGAGUUGAACUCUCUUGAUAUGAUACAAUGCAUGCAUGGGAACGGGAAGUUCAAGAUGAAUUUAGUCGCACGUCUCUUGCAGCCUCUCCACUUUUCUCAUAAGCUCAAUUGACUGUGGCGCCUAGACUUGAGUAGCAUACUCUAAGCUCGAACGAGCGUUAGUUAAAUACAUGUUUGGCCGCGUGUUCUAGUUUUGCACCUGCGCAGAAACGCGCAGAGGGGCUUGUUAGAUUUGGAACAGUUGUUGGUGACAUGUGAGGCCCUAUCUAUAACGACCCCGAGAUUCUUCUUGUUCUUUUUAACCUCAAUCUCCUUUCCCUGGAUUGUGUAAGAAUAUUCAAUAGAGUUCUUUCUUGUUAUUUUUUGACAUUUACAGUUCUCUUCGACAGACGUUUUAGACCACUCUUGUAGGUUGUGAGGAUACCUUGGCAUCAAAUACUGAAUCAAUGAGACAAUACAUCUUCGUGUCAUCCGCAAAACUAGCAACUUGCGAUCCAGGGUCUACAACAUCCGGCAAAUCGUACACAUAAAUAACGAAUACCGGUCCUAAAAGGGAGCCUUUCGGGCGUUAUUUUUGAAGGUGUAUUUCUAAAGAGAAACUGCAAAUAGGGCAGACAACAAGCCACUGAUAAUAUCUUGUCACAUGAUAGGGCAAUAUAUCAUAAAGCACUAUUCCACAACAAACACAAUUUAAAGCUUACAACAAACAACAUCUACUGAUCUACAACUCUAUAGUAAACGAUUGUUGUUAAAUAUGGCAUACCACAAAGGUAGCCGAACAAAAUAACUGGGCCAUCUGAAAACAACUUGCCGCGCCGUCCCCCAUAUAUUGAAUUAAACUAUGGGCAUUUGAACACCUAUAGGUCCUAACCCAUGUAGGCGUAUAUUUCCAUGACCAAGAAACUGUGGCCUAAAUUUAUGCUAAAAGUGCAUAAAUUCAAGGACAAUACUGUACAGUGGUUUGAUACAAACAGAACGUCAGAACAAUUAACAUUUGUACAAACGCCCCAAGUACACAACAUAAACUAUAUACAUGCAGUACCGGUACCUCACAUCACACUAUAUUAAUAUAUAAAACAGAAGCCACAAAUUCAUGAAUAUUUCCUUCGCAUGAAAAUAUAAUUGCUCAAUUCCCAAUGUGGUAUUUGCAAACAGCAAGUGCUCAGCCCAGACACAUAUUCACACAGACCCUUGGGCCCCGGAAAUUACACCAUAAAUUGAUAAAUCAUAUCACAUUUGUAUGAUUUGUAUUAAUGUCGUUUAUGACUUUAUUGAAUAUAUGCACAUGACAUUACAAGAACCUUGGAAAAAUCCAAGUACUGCAAAUAAACUGCUUCAAUAUAAAAACGCCAUAAAAUUAAAAAGGCGAAAAGGCAGCUGAAGUAAAAAUUUAAUAUCGAUCGUGCAACGUACAUAUUAAAAGCUUUUAAAAUUGCUGCUCGAUAACUCCUGUAUAAGAUAUACCGUCUUUGAGGGUUGCAGUGAACCCCAUCAAGAGACAACAAAUCAAUUCUACCAUUGUCAAAUUUACGAUGGUCCCAAAGAAAUUCGCCAGGUUCAUUCGCCAAAACGACAGACAAAUACUGCCGCAGAAUAGCUUUUGCAUUAAAAGCAUGGCUCGGUGCAUCGGAAUGCGCCUAUUUAUAACUUGGCACACAGCAAUGACCUUUAUGUUUAACUCGUCAAGCAUAUAUAUACAUCUCGUCUAGAAGAUGUAAAAAGUCUAGACAAAGACCCCUCUACUCUUAUAGAAAUCUAAGUCGUGUAAAUGUUACUAGACAAGGACCCAGCAAACCAAAACAAAUUCCACAGUGUUUGGUGUUGAAUGCUAGAUCAAUAGUGAAGCCUGAUGCCUACCCAGCGUUAUAUGCGGAACUCAAGAGUAACAAUAUUGAUGUUUGCUGUAUUUCAGAAACAUGGCUAAAUGCAACUAUAGCCAGUUCUCUAAUUUGCCCACCUGAGUUCUGCAUCAUCAGAAAAGAUAGAUUAGGUGCCCGUGGUGGUGGAGUGGCAAUCCUUUGUAGAAAAGAUUGGAGAAUGCAAAAAAUACCAAAUAUGAAUAACCCGUUUGAAUGCCUAUGGUAAAAAUUACAACUGAAAACUCCAGUUUUAAUGUUGCAGCUGUAUACCAUCCUCCCGACCAUAAUUAUAAUGCAGACGAUUUAAUAGAAUUCCUAAUGGACUCAUGCGAGCAGUUAUUAUCGGAAAACCCUAAUACGAAGAUGAUUAUUACUGGAGAUAUAAACAGAUUGAAUAUUCGCGACCUACUUAAUCAAUUAUCUUUUGCACAGUUGGUUAGAUCAUCUACAAGAGGUAACAAUAUCUUAGAUGUUUUUGUCACAAAUGCUCCUCACUACUAGAAGGAAAUAAAAGUUAAGAAAAGUUUGGUAAGAACUGAUCAUAAUAUGAUUAUUGCAUACUCGAGAAACAUAAAAGCAAAAAGAACAAAUUCAUUCUUUAGGGAUGUGAGAGAACAUAGAAAAUUAAACAUGCUAAGAGAACUAGAGAAUGUGGAUUGGUCCAAGAUAACAAUAUAUGACCAAGCCCCUGAUGAAAUGGUUAAACAACUUUAUGAAAGUCUCUGGCCGAGAUUCGAGAACAAUUUCCCACUGAUAAAAGUCCGAACCUCGUCACGCGAUCCACCAUUUAUGUCCCCUCUCGUAAAGUAUUUGUUGAAAAAAAGGAAGAAAGCUAUAGGCGUAGGUGAUGAAGAAUCUACUUUUCGUCUACAAAAUCAAAUUAACACACUAAUUCGCGCCAAUCAACUUAAUGCUGUUCAAAAUGAGAACCUAAAUCAUAAAACUGGAACAAAGAAAUGGUGGAAUAAUGUUAAUAACAUUACUGGCAGGAAAGAGAAAAAUUCUGCACCUGUUAGCUCUCUGAUUGAUCCGAAUGUUAUAAAUGCCUACUUUCAAACUAUUAACACUGACCCUAAUUAUUCAGCCCCUCAGUUACUAGAAAUUCCAGAGGGAACUAGAAUUCCGUUUCUUUCUGUCGAUAUUGUCUAUAACUUUCUAAGAAAACAGAAGCGUUCAUCAUCUGGCCCGGACGAUCUACCACAUUGGUUCUGGAAGACAUUCGCAGCUGAAUUAGCUCCAGCUAUAACAAAAAUAUUUAACGUAUCUGUGAAAGUUGGAAAAGUCCCUGAAAUAUGGAAGAGAGCGAAUAUAGUUCCAAUACCAAAAGAAAAUGUUAUCAACUCAAGUUCUGAACUGAGACCUAUCUCACUAACAGACAUCAUAAUGAGGUUAUUUGAGAGAUGUAUAUACAAAAAUGAGAUCGCAGAUGUUAUAUAUCACUCAAUCGAUUCUGACCAAUACGCAUAUAAAGUGGGACAUAAUUCAACGAUGGCUUUAGUUAAAUGUCAACAUACGUGGUUGAAAGGGUUGGAUAAUGGUGUAAAAUAUGUGAGAGUACUAUCAUUUGACUUUAGCAAGGCGUUUGACAGUGUUCCACACGACAUACUAUUUGGAAAAGUUAAGAAAUUGCCUUUUAACCCGUACAUCAUAAAUUGGUUGAUAGAUUUCUUAAAAGAUCGCAAACAGAGAGUAACAGUUGAUGGCAUCACAACCGAGUUCUUGAAAAUUAAUCGUGGCGUGCCUCAGGGGACUGUUCUAGGCCCGAUACUAUUUUCAAUAAUGGUAAAUGACAUUAAACCAGUCAAUCCAAUCAAUGAACUCUGUAAAUUCGCUGAUGAUAUAACAAUAGAAGCCCCGGGCUAUGAUGAGGAUGAUACAAGUGCUGAAGAG
Paramuricea clavata is the source of this 6298-nucleotide messenger RNA. The record is from the annotation of a GenBank genome assembly. NCBI's taxonomy places the organism in Eukaryota, Metazoa, Cnidaria, Anthozoa, Malacalcyonacea, Plexauridae.